AUGGUGAUACUUCCACAAAAGAAGACCCUUGAUGCGGAAUUGGAAGAUCUGGACGCUUUUUUUGUUCGCUCCGAGAGUGGAUGGAUGAACAAAUACCUUUUUAUGGUAUACUGUAUCAUGUUCAUCUGCAAAGUACAGGAGAAAAGGUCUCAAAUGAAUGUGUUUGAUGCCCAGGUACCUUUUCUCCUAAUUGUAGAUGGUCAUCCAUCCAGGCUCUCUUUCUUGGCCGUUCGCCUCUUGAGCGCCUUCAAUAUCGAGCUUCUUGUUCUCCCAGGCCAUACAUCUCAUAUCUUACAACCUCUUGAUGUUGGGAUUUUUUCUCCCUUGAAGGCCCAAUUCAAGAAGUUGUUUGAUAUGGCGACUAUCCGGUACGAUCAGCAAGGGCAGAUGGUGAUCAAUUAUGUAUGGAACGCCAGAGAACUGCGCUAUAUCAUGGUUCGCAGCUUCCUUGAUGCAUGUAGUGUGUCUUGCACAGCUACAAACAUCGAAAAUGCUUUUAAAGCAACAUGA
Messenger RNA from Trichomonas vaginalis G3, 510 nucleotides. Its product is annotated as DDE endonuclease family. The record is from RefSeq and is a predicted model, not a curated record. The transcript has a single exon. The coding region runs from base 1 to 510 and encodes 169 amino acids. Lineage: Eukaryota; Parabasalia; Trichomonadida; Trichomonadidae. Gene Ontology annotation, molecular function: DNA binding. Gene Ontology annotation, cellular component: nucleus.